AGGGGCAGCGCUGGAGCCGCGCGCCGAGAUCUGCGAGGCAGCGGUUGUGUGCGAGAGCCUUGGCUGCCGUGCUGGUCACUCCGGUACCGCUGUCCGUCGCGCCUUCUCUGUCCCUCGCCGCGCGCCGCCGCCUGCGAGACCCCGAGGAGCUCCCGGCGCCCCUAACCGGGGGCCGAGGAGUCAGGACUGGGGCAGCGAGCUCUGACGGAGGAGUCGGCUCAAAGCGGCCGAGCCCAGGCCCCCGGGCGUGGAGGUGGGGGGCUGAGGCCCCCAAGGGGGCCCCGCCGCGAUGGGCAACCUGGAGAGCGCCGAGGGGGGCCCGGGCGAGCCGCCCUCUGUCUCGCUGCUGCCGCCGCCCGGCAAGAUGCCGAUGCCUGAGCCCUGUGAACUGGAAGAGCGGUUCGCCCUGGUGCUGAGCUCCAUGAACCUGCCUCCUGACAAGGCCCGGCUCCUGCGGCAGUACGACAAUGAGAAGAAGUGGGAUCUGAUCUGUGACCAGGAACGAUUCCAGGUGAAGAAUCCUCCCCACACUUACAUCCAGAAACUUCAGAGCUUCUUGGACCCAACUGUUACUCGGAAGAAGUUCAGGAGGAGAGUGCAGGAGUCAACCAAAGUACUGAGGGAGCUGGAGAUCUCACUUCGCACCAACCACAUUGGGUGGGUACGGGAAUUUCUGAAUGAUGAAAACAAAGGCCUGGAUGUGCUGGUGGAUUACCUGUCCUUUGCCCAGUGUUCCGUUAUGUUUGACUUUGAGGGUCUGGAGAGUGGUGAUGAUGGUGCAUUUGACAAGCUCCGGUCCUGGAGCAGGUCCAUUGAGGACCUGCAGCCACCCAGUGCCCUGUCAGCCCCCUUCACCAACAGCCUCGCUCGCUCUGCGCGCCAGUCUGUGCUCCGGUAUAGCACUCUUCCUGGGCGCAGAGCCCUGAAGAACUCCCGCCUGGUGAGCCAGAAGGAUGAUGUCCACGUCUGCAUCCUUUGUCUCAGAGCCAUCAUGAACUAUCAGUAUGGAUUCAACCUGGUUAUGUCUCACCCCCACGCUGUCAAUGAGAUUGCACUCAGCCUCAACAAUAAGAAUCCAAGGACCAAAGCCCUUGUCUUGGAGCUUUUGGCAGCUGUGUGUUUAGUGCGGGGAGGUCAUGAAAUCAUUCUUGCUGCCUUUGACAAUUUCAAAGAGGUAUGCAAGGAGUUGCACCGCUUUGAGAAGCUGAUGGAGUAUUUCCGGAAUGAGGACAGCAACAUCGACUUCAUGGUGGCCUGCAUGCAGUUUAUCAACAUCGUGGUGCACUCGGUGGAGGAUAUGAACUUCCGGGUCCACCUGCAAUAUGAGUUUACCAAGCUGGGGCUGGAAGAGUUCCUGCAGAAGUCCAGGCACACAGAGAGCGAGAAGCUGCAGGUGCAGACCCAGGCGUACCUGGACAACGUGUUUGACGUGGGAGGGCUGUUGGAGGAUGCUGAGACCAAGAAUGUGGCCCUGGAGAAGGUGGAAGAGCUGGAGGAGCAUGUGUCCCAUCUCACGGAGAAGCUUCUAGACCUAGAGAAUGAAAACAUGAUGCGUGUGGCAGAACUAGAGAAGCAGCUGCUGCAAAGGGAAAAGGAAUUAGAGAGCAUCAAGGAGACUUAUGAGAACACAAGCCACCAGGUGCACACACUGCGGCGGCUUAUUAAAGAGGAGGAGGCCUUCCAGCGCCGAUGCCACUUGGAGCCCAGUGCCCGGGGCCUGGAGUCGCUGGGCGGCGAGGCCCUGGCCCGGGCAGGCCCUGCUGAGCUGAGUGAGGGUGUGCCACCCUCUGACCUGGAGCUCCUGGUUCCAGCCCUGCCCCCAGAGGAGGCCCUACCUCUGCCUCCUCCGCCAGCUCCUCCCUUACCCCCUCCACCUCCCCCCUUACCAGACAAGUGUCCCCCAGCCCCACCUCUCCCUGGCGCUGCUCCCUCUGUGGUGUUGACAGUAGGCCUGUCAGCCAUUCGAAUCAAGAAACCUAUCAAGACCAAGUUCCGGCUGCCCGUCUUCAACUGGACAGCGCUGAAACCCAACCAGAUCAGUGGCACUGUCUUCAGCGAACUUGAUGACGAGAAGAUCUUAGAGGACCUUGAUCUGGACAAGUUUGAAGAACUGUUCAAGACAAAAGCCCAGGGCCCUGCCCUUGACCUCAUCUGCUCCAAGAAUAAGACAGCUCAAAAGGCUGCCAGCAAGGUGACCUUGUUGGAAGCCAAUCGUGCCAAGAACCUGGCCAUCACCCUACGCAAAGCUGGGCGCUCAGCUGAGGAGAUCUGCAGGGCCAUCCACACGUUUGACUUACAGACACUACCCGUGGACUUUGUGGAAUGCCUGAUGCGCUUCCUGCCCACGGAGGCAGAAGUGAAGCUGCUGCGGCAAUAUGAGCGGGAAAGGCAGCCCCUGGAGGAGCUGGCGGCCGAGGACCGCUUCAUGCUGCUCUUCAGCAAAGUGGAGCGGCUGACCCAGCGGAUGGCUGGCAUGGCCUUCCUGGGCAACUUCCAGGAAAACCUGCAGAUGCUCACACCGCAACUCAAUGCCAUCAUUGCAGCCUCCGCCUCCGUCAAGUCCUCGCAGAAGCUGAAGCAGAUGUUGGAGAUUAUACUUGCUUUGGGGAACUACAUGAACAGCAGCAAGCGGGGAGCUGUGUAUGGCUUCAAGCUCCAGAGCCUGGAUUUGCUGCUGGACACCAAGUCCACUGACAGGAAGAUGACACUGCUGCAUUUCAUCGCCUUAACGGUAAAGGAGAAAUACCCAGACCUGGCUAACUUCUGGCAUGAGCUACACUUUGUGGAGAAAGCUGCAGCAGUGUCCCUGGAGAACGUGCUGCUAGAUGUGAAGGAGCUGGGCCGGGGCAUGGAGUUGAUUCGGCGGGAAUGCAGCAUACAUGACAACAGCGUCCUUCGGAACUUCCUCAGCAACAACGAAGGCAAACUGGACAAGCUCCAGCGCGAUGCCAAGACAGCUGAGGCUGACCCCUGCUGCCCACCCAUUCCCCAGGAUGCCUACAAUGCAGUUGUGCGCUACUUCGGUGAGAGUCCCAAGACCACACCUCCUUCUGUAUUCUUCCCAGUAUUUGUCCGAUUCAUUCGUUCUUACAAGGAAGCCGAACAAGAGAAUGAAGCCCGCAAGAGGCAGGAGGAAGUAAUGCGGGAGAAGCAGCUGGCUCAGGAAGCCAAGAAACUGGAUGCCAAGGCCCCAUCCCAGCGGAACAAGUGGCAACAGCAGGAACUAAUUGCAGAGUUGAGGCGGCGCCAGGCCAAGGAGCACCGGCCUGUUUAUGAGGGGAAAGAUGGUGCCAUUGAGGACAUCAUCACAGUGCUGAAGAGUGUCCCUUUCACGGCCCGUACUGCCAAGCGGGGCUCACGCUUCUUCUGCGAUGCAGCCCACCAUGAUGAGUCAAACUGUUAACCCCCAAGGCUGGGGCCCUUGACAGGCCUCCACCACCAGCCCAUUGUCGUUUGCCACCAAGCCCGGAGUGCCACACCGCCCAAUGGCCCCCCUCGGGCUCCAGGCCCCCACUGAGACCCUCUUGGGGGCAGAAGCAUUUCAACCUCCCAGAGUCCGGCAUCCUGCAAGUCCAACCAGUGGACUGGGAGCCCUGGAAUCAGCGAAGGGCCAAGCAGAUGACUAUGCUGCUAUCAACCCAGUGUCCACCCCAGUUCUCAAAGCUGCGUCUUGCCUGCCACCACUGUGGGCACUAGGUCUUUCAGGGCCUGCACUUCCCCGUGCCUCUAAGUACUGUACUUUCACCCAAGGUCUUCAACUUCAUUUUCUGAAGGGUCACCAAAGAUCAGUGCAGGGGUGGAAAAAACCACAUCCAGCUUUAGCCUGUACAGGGGCACCGAAACCCCUCUGUCAUAAAAGCCAGAGGGAUGAGAGGAGAAAGCCACUGUCUUAUUUUCACCUUCCUUUUUGCAGCUCCAUGGUCAGCUGUGGUCUAGAAGUAUCUGGGCUUAGGGAGUCCUGGGACCCUGCCAAUCAUAGAUCCAUCUUUUACCGGGAGCAAGGCCCUCCCAAGCCUGGGGCCCAUCCAGACUGGCCUAGUAAUAAGGGUAGAGGAGAGAUGCCAUGCUUACAGCCCUUGGCCCUAUACUCUAGGCUAACUCUAUUUUCUUGCCGAAGUGGGCAGAGGAGUAGAGGUUUCUGCUGCUCCAGUCCCAAGAGGAUUAGAGAAAGGCUGUUCCAAUAGCAUCCUCACCUAGGUUUUUUUGAGGCAGGGGGCAUGGUGGUCUUAGCUAUUUUCUCAAUCCUCUGACAGUUUCUUCUCAGCUGCUGGAAGGGAAGACAGGGGACCACUCCUUUUUUGUACAUGUACCACUUCCCUUCUCUCUUGUACAUAAACCCUAGACGUUCCUUCUCUCAGCAAAGGCUUGAAGCACCA
Molecule: messenger RNA, 4376 nt
Organism: Manis pentadactyla (Chinese pangolin)
Lineage: Eukaryota; Metazoa; Chordata; Mammalia; Pholidota; Manidae
Gene: FMNL3
Product: formin like 3
Exons: 27
Coding region: 290-3403 (1037 amino acids)
Biological process (GO): cell migration; cortical actin cytoskeleton organization; regulation of cell shape
Cellular component (GO): cytosol
Molecular function (GO): small GTPase binding; actin filament binding
Source: RefSeq, a predicted model, not a curated record